Parasteatoda tepidariorum (common house spider) is the source of this 3409-nucleotide messenger RNA. RefSeq lists its product as uncharacterized. Lineage: Eukaryota; Metazoa; Arthropoda; Arachnida; Araneae; Theridiidae. The record is from RefSeq and is a predicted model, not a curated record.
AUUCUGCCACUUCCGCUCAGAGUGGGAAGUGGAGCGGAGAGGUUUUCUGGCUGCUGUUAGUGAAAAUCGUCUGCUCUAUGAAAGUGCUUUUACCGUUGUUUCACGAUCAAGGUGUAAUAAGAAGAAAUGGAUUUAGGAUAGUUUGGUGUUCAUAUAAUUGAUGCAUAAAGUGUACAAAUGCGUGCGCAUAUUUUGGAUUAUUGUUUUUGUACAGUGAAAACAAAUAUGCAUGAUAUUCCGGCGAGUGAUUCCUUCGCUUGUCCACUCAGGAAAGGUUUUCUUCACAAACUGACCGGAAGGGGUUGGUUCUAUUCCGGGACUUGGAAAAGUCGAUACUGCGUCUUAGACGGAUCGAAGUUUUAUUUCUACGAGAAAGAACAAAGUAAAGGGAGUGAAAAGAGUUGUGGAGUUCUCAACCUGGAUUACUAUGAUUUGUGUGAAGAGAACAAGACCAAAGACAAAAAGAAUCCCCACGUCUUCGUUAUCGGUACGUCAGUCAAAGGAUUAUUCGACAACCGUCACCAGUUUUCUGCAGAAACAUCCGAUGAAAUGCAAUCUUGGAUACAAUCGAUACAAAAUGCAAUCGCGGAAGCCAGAGUCAACCGAACCAAGCCAGGAAGGAAGAAGCAAGAUGGAAAGUCACCUGACCUCAGUUAUUCGUCACAGGAGACAACUGAAGCAGCGAGCACCACAUGUUUAGUCAAUGCAACCAAAGAUCGAGCCAGAGGACCUCAAGGUAGACGAUUACCGCAAAGGAAAUCCUUGAUGCCACAGUCUCGAUCGGACGAAGUAAGUGACCUACGACAACGGUCCAUUAGUUUGUCCACCCCUCAAUCGUCUGAUCGAAUUGAUGAAGAAGAAAGUCCACCCUCACAACAAACAAGUGAAAACAAAUGGUUGAGUUUGUCAAUGGAAGAAAUGGAGAGGGAAUCGGACGACGCAUUCGAAACACAGCGAAGCAGUUCCGCAUUCGACAUUCAUAAGCAUAAGGAUUCUUCACCCCAACUUAAUGAUGGAGAAUCGAUGGUGAAAAAAAUGGUGCGUCGUGGAAAUCUGAUGGGUCAACACGCUGCCCUGACCAAAGAGUUGGAGAUGAAACUAAAGGCUGGAAUGACCCCUGGUGCAAGAAGACCACCCUCAGAGAGUGAAGACGACAGCCAAUCCAAGAAAGACGGUGAUUCAGAAAAGAACAUGGAACAACUUAUAACUAAAGUGAAUACCACCAAAGAAGGACUGCGGCAACUGGAAGACAAAGUUAGCUUGUUGAUGAAGACAGUGGAAUCAGCGAGUGAAAAUAACGAUAAAGCUAAAUCUCAAGCUGGUGAUAUUCUUCUUCAAGCAACGGUCACAUUGCAGGAAGCAGAAAGGAUUAAUGCGGAGUGCAAGAGGGCUUUAACAGAAGUGAGCGAGGCAAAAACUGAAUACCAAUUGCUUAUGAAAGAAUGUGAGAGAACCUUGGCCAAACUAAAAAGUGAUUCAGAGAGUCAAAAUGAUAGCACCUGAAUUUUUUGUACCCCAUCAACUCUUGUUAUUCCUAACUUCUGAAUCGGUGUUCCGAAGCGAACUUUUUUCAAAGUCAGUGUUCUGAAAUGACUUUUAACAUGCAAGAACAUGUUUCAGAAUUCAUUUUCUUACAUGAGCAAAUAUUAUGAACACAAUACCUUGAGGAAAUUUAGUUUUCUUAGGUAGUAUAAAAAACCUGUACUCAAGAUACGUUCUUUGAAAACUGUGUAAGUUGAUCACUUGUAGUUAUUUUAAUACAGGUGGUCAACUUAGUAAGGAGCUAUUCGAUUGUUUUCACCGAUUUGGUAUUUGAUUAUCGAGAUCAACUGAACAGAUUUCGCAGUACUAAUACAAUUUGCAAUGCUCCAUGUUAACCAAUUUAUAAGUUAAAAUAAACAGUCCAUUUUGUUUUUUUAAGGAUAAAAAUUGGUGCAAAAAUUUCAAAGGAAAUAUUUAAUUUGAAACUAUUACAUAAUUUGCAAUUAUUACUUAAUUUUGUAUUUAAUUUGAAAUUAUAACAUAUUUGUAAUUAUUGCAUAAUUAUAAAUUAAUACAUAUUCAAGAUGCGAAAAUUAUGAAAAUUCUAAUCCUUUUCCUUGGGAUGAAUGAUUUCAGAGUAAAGUAAUUAUUUUACACUUAACUUUAUCAAACUUCCAUUUUAUAUAAUAGUACAGAUCAAUUUUAUAGAUUCUUAAAAUUACAGCAAUUUUGAACUUAAGUUAUAUUUUUAACUAAAUAUUACUUAAACACUUUACUCCAGUAUUGUCUUUUGCAGGGCGUUUAAUAUCUCUAAACAUCGUUAAAAAAUAUUCAUAUUUCACUGAAGGAAAUAUUAAUAUUUCACGAUAAACCGCAAUAUUUUUUUUCCGAUUCACAAUUUUAUGAUCAAUAUUUUUGUCUAUCAAAUUGAAUUUUUCAACUAACCCCUUAUCCGCAUAAUGAUUUAGAAUCGAAUAUAAUUUUCGAUAUAACGCUAUUCUAUAACUAUCAUUGUCAAUAUUGAUUUCGAUAUCGUAGAAUUAAAUAAUGAUCGAUGCGAAUAAUCAUGAUAUUAUCGUUGUAGAUAUAUUCGAUGUUGUAAGAUAUGGUAUUCACUAUACAUCACGAGACUAAUAUUUGAAAUGUCAAGGUUUCACAGAACAACGCUCAGUUCUUAUAGAUGAGUUCAAACUAAAGAAAAAAAUUUUAAUCCCAAUUUGAAUUUAUAAAAUUGUUUUUCUAAACCUUCACAGGAUCAGUUUUAAAAGAAAAUAUAAAAUUUUUAUUGUUUAAGAAUUUGAUGCUUUUUUUCGCUCUGCAGUGCAUUCCCUAAUUGAGUGAUUUAGGUAAAAAUUGUAAGUUAUUUCCUCCAAUGUGUACUGUCUCCGCAUUGAGUAUUUUUGUCAAAAAUUUUAUGCUACUUUCUUUAUAUUGUUUUGACAAAAAACGUAAGUUACUUUCGCUGCUGUGCAAUGAUGAGUAACAUUCAAAAAAGUUUUUUCAAGGAAAUGCUGAUAAUGUUUCUUCAUUGAAUAGAGUUUGAAAUCUACAGCUUAAAACUAAAUAAAUACGUUGGUAUAGUCUUUUUGGGUCAGUUAAAAGAGAUUUAUAAAAUUGUAUGAAUGAGAAUUAAGCCAAGAAGAAUUUUACACCGAGUUUCUAGUCAGUGCCUUAUUAAUUGCCAAUUAAACCAAAGUCUGGUGAUAAAGCCUGUAUUAUGCUGUUUUCUAUUUUUUCAUAAGGGGUUUUGCAGAAAAUGUGCUUUUUGUAACCAUUUAAAUUAGAAACAGCUUUAAAAGCUAUAUUCUUUAUGUAUUAAGUGUUGAUAUUGUCAUAUUUUCUGCAGUCCUUAUUUAUGUAUUGUUAAUAUAUAUGAAGUGCAAUUUUCAUUAAAUUUGUGUAUAAAUAAAACUAUAGUGAAAAUUUC